Molecule: messenger RNA, 3882 nt
Organism: Carassius auratus (goldfish)
Lineage: Eukaryota; Metazoa; Chordata; Actinopteri; Cypriniformes; Cyprinidae
Gene: naa30
Product: N-alpha-acetyltransferase 30, NatC catalytic subunit
Exons: 4
Coding region: 204-1274 (356 amino acids)
Biological process (GO): N-terminal peptidyl-methionine acetylation
Cellular component (GO): NatC complex
Molecular function (GO): protein-N-terminal amino-acid acetyltransferase activity
Source: RefSeq, a predicted model, not a curated record
GCUGCUUUACGGCAGAUAACAGGCCAGUGUGGAGUGAAUUGAGUAAUGGCAGGGACAGACACGAGAUAGUCCACGAACUUUACGUUAUUUUUACAUUUAUCGGGUACCAGCAGCCGGACGCACGUCUGUGUUUGCCGUCGUUCGCUGUGAAAGGCUGAUUCCGACCCCGUUUUUCUGUCAACAUAGUAACUGUAUGCUGUGGAAUGGCUGAAGUGCCGCCUGGGCCUAAUGCACUGCCUUCAUCCCCGAGCGAGAUCUCAGCACUGCCCGUGGACGGGUGCACCGAUGACGGACGGGACAUCAUCAGCCCCGGCCCGGGACACCAGCACGCCAGCGACUAUAAGGCGAUAGUCAAAUCCAACCAGAACAACGUGCAUCCUAAUGCAUCAGCUGCCCAGUUCCACACAGCCCAGCUGAACGGGGUCCAGUGCCACCACACUCACCUCCAGAACCACGUCCAACAACACCGGCCGUCCGACAAUCAAAACGCCGCUUCCGAUCUCUUCGGCGGCGAGACACCGAGUGAUCACACGGACAACAACAAUUUCACGAGAAAUAAACGAUGCAGUGAUAUAUCGCAGAGCCAGUCGCCACCGAACAACGGGAUAAACUGCAAUGAUAGCAUGGCGAUAACGGAGAGCAGCUCGUGUCGACUGGACAACGAUGUAAGUAGCAGGACUGGUUCGGCGGCUACGGCAGCGCUGAUGGACGGGGCUGAGUCAGGCCCAAGCCCGCAGCGCGCUCGAGUAGAGCAGGCGGCCGCUGACAGCGCUCCGGCGGCGGGGAUGUCCAGGCUAACGUUGGAGGAGCACGACGACUCCAUCCGAUACGUGAGAUACGAGUCUGAGCUCCAGAUGCCUGAUAUCAUCCGACUUAUAACUAAAGACUUAUCUGAGCCCUACUCCAUAUACACCUAUAGGUACUUUAUUCACAACUGGCCUCAGCUCUGCUUUCUGGCGAUGGUGGAGAAGGACUGUGUCGGUGCCAUUGUGUGUAAGCUAGACAUGCAUAAGAAGAUGUUCCGUCGCGGAUACAUCGCCAUGCUCGCUGUGGACUCCAAAUUUCGCAGGAAAGGCAUCGGCACCAACCUUGUGAAAAAGGCCAUUUAUGCUAUGGUGGAAGGGGACUGUGAUGAGGUGGUGCUAGAGACGGAAAUCACCAACAAAUCAGCCCUGAAACUCUAUGAGAACCUGGGCUUUGUCAGGGACAAGCGGCUGUUUAGAUAUUAUUUAAACGGAGUGGACGCACUUCGGCUCAAACUCUGGCUUCGCUAAAUCAAACUACGGGGUCCCUCAACUCUUUCUCCACCCUCUGGCCUCCUCUUCCUCCACCUCAGUCCUCUGGCUCAGAUCACCUGACCUCCCAUCAAUAGAAAGACACUCGACCUCUGCCGGGCCACAAAGGGCAAACUCUGAGGGAAAAUUCAACCAAUCAUAAUAAAGUGUUUUAAGAACUUUUUGUGCGACAGAAAGAGAGGUUAUUGCAAAAAAGAAAAACAAAAAGUCGGGUACUAAUGUGACACUGACGUGGUGGUUUCUAUGCUCAGGUGUCAAUAGCGUGACGUAAGACCUCCGUGAAUGUGUCGGGCUGUGGAGAUGAGCUGGGCCGAACAUGGUGACGGCAUCGGCUAAAAGUAUCAUGCCGAAAGUAAAUAAUAUGCCACACCUCAGUUUUUUUUAUUUUUAUUUUUUAUGAACAAUCACGAACCGAAGGAUGGAAAUGUUUAAACCGACUCAACUACUAAAAUUUUAGUUUUACCAUUUUUUUUUUCUUAAAAGAGGAUGCAUGGGAGCAUUGCAGGAUGCAAUUGUUUUGUAGCCUGAUGCUUUUUUUUUUUUGCGCGUGCGGGGGUCUGUGGUUUAUUUUAUGUUUCAUUUUAUGUUUUGGAGAACACUGAUUAGAGCUUUGUCCACUUUAGAAGUUUGAUCUUUAACAAACUAACAUAAACCGAUUCAGAAACACUUUAACCUGAAUGCUACGGAGCAGUGCAGAAGGCACCUCUGCUCUUUUAAGUUGGUCUUGUUAGCUCACAUUAUGCCAUAUUGGUUUAUGUGACUCGUGAUUCUGACAGAAAUCUCCAUGCUUCUUCAUGAGUGUUUUGUACAACUAAAUUAGUUACUAAAUGAGCCUAAAAGAAGAGUAUUCCCUGUUUUUUUUCCCGCAGAGUCAUCGUCAUCAUCAUAGAUUCUCCCUUUCGAUGCCUGAGACUAUGGUUGGAUAUUCAGAUGUGCUGACCUAGACAAAUGAACCUCAAACGGACGCACUUCUCAUUUUUGCACUGAUUAGAUGGGAUGUAAUUCCCUUGUCCGCCACUGUGUUAGUGGACCAGUAAGAGCAGAAUACAGAUCUCACCAGCUCAGUUUGAUGAAUGGACUCAUGCAAAUAGUUGCUUUAAAGUCAUGAAACCGAUUGAUUUAUAUGCAAGAUUACAUUGUUUAUAGUGUUUUAAAAUUUAACGGAGGAGGUUUCCGGAGGUUAGCGAUUUUAUGGGUUUGUGUUUAACAACCACGUUUGUAUGUAAGUGUUUCUAUGUCAUUGCCAAUAGACCCCCAUUUUGCUUUGCUGCUGGCUCAUGAGUUGUUCUUGGAAGAAAACCUUUUUGUUUUUUCAAGUUUGGAGUGGGAAACAAGUUUUUUUGCUUUGCUAAAUGUACAUAUGGAAGUUUGAUUUGUCGUUUUUGAUUGCCAUUGGAAAAGUUCCCCAUAGAGCUGCUGCUCUCAGUUGUUGAGAAUAUUGAUGGGUUGCUUUAUAAAUUUGCGCUUAAGAACUAUAUUUGCUGAUGGAUUUAUGGGAAGUGGAAUUUCUGCAUCAUUUUUUUUGUUAGUUAGAUUUUUUAGGCCCAAAUUAUAGUACAUCUCCCAGAAAUGUAAUGUCCCAGUAAUCCCUUGACGCAUCAGACCGUGUGCUGUCUGUCAGUAAGGCUCAGGUGUUUGGUUUGUGUUCAAUUCUCCUUUCACUUGUCAGGGGCUGCUUUCAAGGUCCCAGUGGUUAUCAACAGCCAACUUGUCUUUGUAAGGACUUUAUUCCUUUUGAUUUGUGGACAGUCGAUGUUAAAAUGGAAAUUUGAGAGCCUUCGAGUAGUUUUCAUCUAAACAGAAAUCAAAGGAUAGUUUAGAUUCCUAUCAUUUACUCUCCCUCAUAUUGUUCCAAACCUGUGCACUUUGUUUUCUGGAGAAGAUUUUUUAUGAAUCAGGUUUGUUUGUCCAUAGAGUUGAGAGUCGAUUGGGUUCAAAACAACAUUGGAUCCCACUGAGUUUUAUUGUAUGGACAAAAGCAUUAAUAGUCCUUCAAAAUAUGUUUUUUAAUUAAUGUUCUGCUGAAAGAAGAAAGUCGUACAGGUUCAGAACUGCAUUGGGGUGAGUAAAUUAUGGCAGUUUUCUUUUUUUGGUGAACUAUCCUGUUAAUAAAAUUCAAAACCUUUCACAAGGUGCCAACCUUGACGGACAGAAAUGCAUUUCUGUCUGUCGAUCCUCACCAUUUAAUGCUUGGAUGAAUACUUAUUGUUUAAAAUUGUGGUUGGCACGAUGAUUUUUUUUUUUGCACUGCCAAUAUCUGACUUUUAUGGAUUACAUUAGUGUAAGCUGUCCAUUUAAUGUUUUGGCCAUUUAACAGCUUUAGACCGAACAGCUGGCAGGUUCUAGCUGGGUAAGAUCUCAUAUUCAGAUGAUGUGGACACUAAUCUGACUGGCUUCUGGCUCCACAAACAUGGAUCCAUUUUGUUGGGGAAAGAGCGACUGUUUGCAUGUUGAUUCAAAUUUUCUCCACCCGUCUUUCUCCCAUUUUGACCCGUGACAAAAUGUCUUGCAAAAGUUUCUUUGUUUUCAAGUGGACAACAAGACCUGGUUUAAAAAUUAUAAAUAAAUUAUUUGAUUUUUAAGCAAA